AGCCUAUUUUUAACUUCAAGGCCACGUUUACACCGCGGUCUUCUUCAUUCAAUCCGAGACAGCAGCAUGUCAGUGAAUUUGAGCUCCGUGUUAAUAUCAGACGAGAUUGACCAGAAAUGCGUCGAUGUUCUUCAGGAAAAUGGAAUUAAAGUGCUGAAAAAUACUAAACUCUCGAAGGAGGAGCUGCUAAAAGAAAUCCCUAAUCAUGAUGGUCUGAUUGUCCGUUCAGCUACCAAGGUGACAGCUGAUGUCAUCGCUGCUGGGAAAAGGCUGAAGAUUAUUGGACGCGCUGGCACAGGGGUGGACAACAUUGACUGUAAUGAGGCCACCAAAAGGGGAAUCAUUGUCAUGAACACACCUGGAGGAAAUACUCUAAGUGCAGCAGAACUGACGUGCACACUCAUCUGCUGUGUUGCCAGAAAUAUACAUAAUGGUGAUCAAGCAAUGAAGGCAAAGAAAUGGUCUGAAAGGAAGGCCUUGAUGGGAUGUGAGCUUCAUGGAAAGACACUAGGAAUUGUGGGAUUGGGGCGUAUUGGGAAAGAGGUGGCACUCAGAAUGCAGUCAUUUGGCAUGAAGACCAUUGGAUUUGACCCUAUCAUUCCCGCAGAGGUCAGUGCUAAGUUUGGAGUCCAGUCCAUGCCUUUGGAGGAUUUAUGGCCCCUGGUGGAUUUCAUUACUGUGCACACACCUCUUAUCCGACAAACAAGAAACUUAAUUAAUGAUGAAGUGUUUGUAAGGUGUAAGAAGGGAGUGAGAGUUAUAAAUGUUGCCCGAGGAGGCAUUAUUGAUGAGGAAGCCCUCCUGAGGGCCCUAGAGUCGGGGCAGUGUGGAGGGGCAGGGCUGGACGUGUUCACUUCUGAACCCCCUAAAGAUUUUACAUUAGCACAACACCCUAAAGUGGUUGCCACACCCCAUCUGGGGGCCAGCACUUCAGAGGCUCAAAAGAGGGUAGCCAUAGAAAUAGCACUACAGUUUGUAGAUCUUGUCAAAGGGAAACAACUCUUUGGUGCAAUAAAUGCAAAUGCCAUGACAGAUGCUUUAUCUGAAGAGUCAAGAGCAUGGGUGACCUUAGGUCAAAGGUUAGGUCAACUGGCAGGUCAUGUUGGGGGUCAAGCCACAGGAAAUAUUAAAGUCACUGCAUUAGGUUCUUCUCUAAAACAGUCUGGCUCUUACCUCGGUGCAGCUGUACUAGCUGGGUACCUGACAACAAAACAACAACCCGGGGGUGAUGGUGUAACAUUAAAUCUGAUCAACGCUCCAGCAAUGGCCAAAGAACAAAAUCUACAGGUUGAGUUCUUACAAGCAGACCACUGUCCUGGAACAUACUCUGCCAUGGUAACCAUCGGACUUAGUGACGGUUUUCAGGCGUCAGGGACAACUUGUAAUGGAGGGGCUGUUUUGUUGGCUGUGCAGGGAAAAUCAUUCCCCGCCCCCGCUUGUUUGUCAGGGAAUGUGGUGGUGUUCUCUGCAGCAGAAAGCACCAAACUAAUGGCAGAUAUAUCAGGAGCUGUUGCUGAAGAGUCUUUGACCAGUUUAACCCUAAAAAGCUAG
Molecule: messenger RNA, 1551 nt
Organism: Saccostrea cuccullata (small rock oyster)
Lineage: Eukaryota; Metazoa; Mollusca; Bivalvia; Ostreida; Ostreidae
Product: D-3-phosphoglycerate dehydrogenase-like
Exons: 11
Coding region: 67-1551 (494 amino acids)
Biological process (GO): L-serine biosynthetic process
Molecular function (GO): NAD binding; phosphoglycerate dehydrogenase activity
Source: RefSeq, a predicted model, not a curated record